Messenger RNA from Silurus meridionalis, 1236 nucleotides. It is a transcript of the gene dpm3, whose product is annotated as dolichyl-phosphate mannosyltransferase subunit 3, regulatory. Gene Ontology annotation, biological process: GPI anchor biosynthetic process. The coding region runs from base 183 to 461 and encodes 92 amino acids. Gene Ontology annotation, cellular component: endoplasmic reticulum membrane; dolichol-phosphate-mannose synthase complex. The transcript has 3 exons. NCBI's taxonomy places the organism in Eukaryota, Metazoa, Chordata, Actinopteri, Siluriformes, Siluridae. The record is from RefSeq and is a predicted model, not a curated record.
AGUGGUGAGCUGGCUUAAAGUGUUCUGGGAAGGCUUUCCACUAGAUUUCCACUAGGGUAUGGGAAUUUGUGGUCAGGGUUGAGUUCGAGUUCCUCCAUUCCUGAACACACCAUGUCUUCAUGUAGUUGGCUUUGUACACAGGGGCAUUGCAGUGCUGGAGCAGUUCUCCGAUUUUCAUCAUCAUGACCAAACUACUGGAGUGGCUUCUCGGUGUCUCGCUGUUUGCUGUUGCGUGGGGACUCGUGACCUUUGACCUUCUUGGCUUGCAGUUGCCGACUGUGUACAAGGAAGUGGCUUGGCCAAUGCCCGUGUACCUGCUGGUGGUGUUUGGGUGUUAUUCGCUGGCGACAGUCGGAUACAGAGUCGCCACGUUUAACGAUUGCGAAGAUGCAGCCAAAGAGCUUCAGGCCCAGAUUCAAGAGGCUAAGCAGGACUUAAAGAAGAAGGGCCUGAAGAUGUGAACACUUUGGUGGAAAUGAUGGACCAUAAAAGUCCACAUCUCUGACUCUGCUAUGAUAAUUUUUGUGUCUCUGUGACUUUCUCCGGUUUGUGAUACAUUUCUGAUUUGAGACACUGAAAGAUCACAAUGGAAGCUAAAACCACCCUAAAAUGUCAAGACUUCAGACCAGAUGUAGAUGUUCUUUUCACUGCAGUGCACAUCAUACUAAGUAUCCAUAUACAAGUUGUGAAUAUAGAAUCUGGAUUGUUGUUUCUGUGUAACAUAUAUUGGUUUAAAGAUGUCUGUGGAUUUUUUUUAUGUAUUUGUACCAGUAGUCAAAGAAAUCAUCAUUCGUAGUCAGAGAAGGUAACAGUGUGGUGCUCAUGUGACAUAUCUGUGGUGUACACUCAGCACUUACACUCUGUUCAGUUGAUUUUUAACAAACUUGAUAAGAGGAUUGUUUAAGAAAUACACACACUGGGGCACGGGAAUGUCUGAAUGCAGAAAAAAGUUACUGUUCUGAUUGUGAAAUUAAUAUACAUAAACUAGUGUCUGUGUUUACAAGGAAUUUUCAAUGGAUGUUAAUUUCAAAAUAUUUACUAUGCAGUGGAGGGAACAUCAUUCAAUCACUAAAAACUUUUAUGACUAUCACUUUUGUGUUUUUGUGUUGCUUUAAAUUGCUUUCGGAUGGAAAUUUCUCUAAUGGAUGAUUUUUUGACUUAUAAAAUCUGACUGCAUUCUAUAUGUGCUACUCUGUGUUCAGUCCAGAUGUAUAAUACAGAUUAUUUUUCCCUGAA